This is a messenger RNA of Hydractinia symbiolongicarpus, 1164 nucleotides long. RefSeq names its product O(6)-methylguanine-induced apoptosis 2-like. Gene Ontology annotation, cellular component: germinal vesicle; female pronucleus; male pronucleus. Bases 78 to 1076 code for a protein of 332 amino acids. Gene Ontology annotation, molecular function: histone binding; chromatin binding. Lineage: Eukaryota; Metazoa; Cnidaria; Hydrozoa; Anthoathecata; Hydractiniidae. The record is from RefSeq and is a predicted model, not a curated record. The transcript is spliced from 10 exons. Gene Ontology annotation, biological process: epigenetic programing of male pronucleus.
AUUUUAUUUAUAUAUAUGUAUAUAGAUUAAAUGUGAAAAAUGUAAGUGUUAUAUAUUUAAAAAUGACAUUGACCUAAAUGGCUGCUGUGGAUGGCAUUCAACAAAUUGCACGCAAAGGUUGUCUUCAUAAAGUUCAAGGUAAAGUUGCAACUUCUGCUUCCAUACCGAGUAAAUAUCAAACUAUUGUGUUAAACAACAAUGAGCGAAAAGGAUUCAACUCUGGUUCUAAAAGAUUUGAUUGUCUCCAAUUUGAUGAAAGCCCUGGUCCAGCAAAGUAUGACACAACUCAGACAUUACUGAAGGAAAACAGCACAUCUUAUUCCACAAAAGGUUUAGGUGGUUUUGUCUCCAAGGUAAAAAGGUUUCCAGUGGCACUGAAUGCAAAUAAUCCAGUUGGACCUGGCCAGUACUCGCCUAAUUUGACCACAGAACAUGAUUUCAAUAAGGCAACUUGUACAAGUAAUUUUCACAAGCCAAUUGCUGUUCAAAGUAGAUUUGAAAAAUUUCAAACUCCAGCACCAAAUCAUUAUAACUUGUCAAGUAAAACGAUGGGAAAGGGUAAACCAAGAGAAAGUGCUGCUUUUUUGUCAAGAACCAAAAGAGAGCUAGUCACUACGAAAAUUUCACAAUCUGUUCCAGCCCCAGGGGCAUACGAGGUAAGUGAUAAGUGGACGAGCAGUGCUCCACGAGCUGCACAAGCUCCGUUCAAAUCUACAACCACACGUACCCUUUUACCAAAAAACGUUUAUGAAAAUCCAGGACCUGGAACUUACGACCCGCAUGAACCCGUGAAAAAUCACCCCGAAAAAAGAGGUUUACCACGAAAGCACUACUUGUGUAUAUCAGCACCGGCAGUUCCAAUGCCGCAGCAGCAGCCCACCCCGGGUCCUGGUCAGUACAACCUUGUGAAUUACGAAGGACUAACAAAACAGUAUGUGAGCAGCUCAAUGUUCGUGUCCACUACAAAUCGAUGGAGCGGCGACCGACCGAAAGCAGGCCCUGGCCCAGGAGCCUACAAUCCUCGACAUCACAAUAAACAAUCAUUCAUGUACAAUGCAGCACAAAAAUGGAUUUAAAAUAUUUCUGUAAAAAAUAUAUAUUUUUUUAACAUUAUAUUUUAGUUUUUUAAUAUUUUAAUAUAUUUCUUGAAUGACAUGCGUGAAA